AUGAGUUCCGACCCUUCUCAAGACCCUCAGUGGGAUUCUCCCAUGGAAGGCCUUGAGUCUGAGACGGAGGGGAGUCCUCUUAGCUGGGGACCAAGCACACCUUCUUACGACUCCGAUAGCGAGAUGGAUGAUGCGCCCUUCGCAACUAUUACGCUUGCCGCACCCAAAAAGGAUACCGGAAAGACCCAGAAAAAGGCCAUCGCCGCAACGAAAGAUGAAGAGUCCUCCGAGGAGGAAGAGGAGGAAAAGACAGAGGAAAAGGAAGAGGAAGAGGAAGAGAAUGAGGAAGAGGAAGAGGGGGGAGAGAAGGAGGGGGGAGUGAAGGAGGGGAGAGAGAAGGAACAAGAGAAGGAACAAGAGAAGGAACAAGAGAAGGAGGAAGAGAAGGAGGAAGAGAGGGAGGAGGAAGAGGAGGAGGAAGAGGAAGUCGUGGUACCCAAGCGAGUGACUAGAUCCCAAACUGGGAAGAAACCAGCAACGAGAGGCGGCAGAGCUAAAGCAACUGCGGCGCCCCGACCAAGCCCCCAGCCAACACCCAAGACCACCCCCAAGCCAGCAACGAGCGGCGGUAAAGCUCGGGCAGCUGCGGCGCCAGCUGCAACCUCUCAACCGGCAAAGGGGGGCAGGAAGACCAAACCAGCUGCGGCCACGUCCGCAAACCCCCAAACAGCAACCAGAGGCAGGAAACCUAAAGCGGCUGCUGCCACUUCCGCAACCUCCCAACCAGCAAAGCGAGGCAGGAAACCUAAAGCGGCUCCUGACCCUCCCGCGGCCACCCAGCCGGCAAAGGGAGGCCAACAGGCUAAACCGGCCGCGAAGGCGGAUGAUGGCAAAGGAACACCAGCCAAGUCCAAUAACAAGAAAGCUACCGGCAAGGAAGCCACCGGUACGGCAGCCAACAAGAAAGCCUCGGAAGACAAAGCGAAGGGGAUGAAUAAACGCCCUCUGAACGACCCGGGGAGUAAUACUGGAAACCCUCCCAAGAAGCAAAAAGGCGGUGGAAAGGGUACGGCGUCGACAGGCCAGACAGAAGAAACGCCACCACCUGAAACCGCCGUUGAUAUAGGGCCAGCUGAGAACCCCAUACCGCGGACUGAGAUGGCCCUCUUUACCUUUGGAACCGGAAAAGAGGGCGAGCUGGGGCACGGGGAUAAGUGCCUGGUUUGUGAGGUGCCCACCCCCAUUAAGAUCUUCAAGGAAGUCAUUGUUGGCGCCGCGUGUGGCCCGAUGCACGCCUUGGCCCUGACGGCCGAUGGUGAUGUGUACUCGUGGGGCUCGAAUAAUAACGGCCAACUCGGUCGAGAUACCGAGGCUGGUCCAGGUAGCAGUACUAGAUACAAACCCGGCAAGAUCGACCACAAACAUAUCCCCGAGGGUGUCCUGUUCUGCAAGGUUGCUGCUGGAGGAUCCUACAGCUUGGCUCUCACUACUACCGGUGACAUAUAUGCCUGGGGCACUUUCAUUGACCAGGAUAAGAUGAAAGGCGGCGAGAAUAAAGGCUUUUACAUGCGUGGCGGCAAGCUCAUCGAUGUCCAGACCGAACCAGUAAAACUCCCGCGACUCAGGGGUAUUGUCGAUAUUGCCUGUGCCGAAAAGCACGCUCUCGCCCUCGACAAGAAGCACAAGGUCUGGAGCUGGGGCCAUGGAACCGGCUACCGACUCGGGAGGCACUUAGAUGAUCCCAUGGAUAAUAAUAGGGCGUUUCGGCCUGCCAUCGUACCGAGGCUUCCCGACGAUGUGGUGGGGGUUGGCGCCGGGUAUAACCAUUCUAUGGCCUUUUGCACAGACGAGGGACUGUGGGCGUGGGGUGAGAGCAAGUAUGGACAGGCAGGAAGCGCCGUGAUCCAGAGCAGAUACGUCGAUGCACCUCAACAGAUCCUUUUCGACCCUUGCCCCAUCAAUGACGUCAAACAAGCCGCCGGAGGUCGCUACCACUCUGCAGUGGUGACCACAAACGGCCGUCACUACACCUGGGGCCUCGAUGACAACGGACGCCUAGGGUUCCUGUUCUCGGCAAGACACCUUUGGAUCGGAAAGAAAUACGUCGCGCCCAACAUCUCGGUCGCGGAGGAUGCUGGUACGGUCAAGGUGGGCGGCUGGACGCCAAUAAUAAUUCCCGAAACCGGCAACGGACAGGAACGCUGGGCCACGGCCGUCGCUUGCGGACCACACCAUACCGUCUUCAUAGGUGAGCCUGGCGUGAUAAAGAGUGCCGGGGUAGGCGCCAAUUACCGCCUAGGAGGCCGCAGCACGAGGGACCGUACCCUUCCUCAAAGCAUCCCCAUCUUUUGUCCCGACAAGAACAACCCAGACAUGAUGCGGGACAUACGGAGAGAAGUUAGGCCCGUUUGGGCUGGUGCUGGUGAGACAUAUAGCAUGAUAGCGAUACAAGCUGGCGAUAGGCAUGAGAUUCCUAUCGACCAAGAAAAGGAGAUUACCAUCAAACAAGAAGAGGUGACUCCUGUCAAAGAAGAAAAGGAGACUCCUGUAAAACAAGAAGAGGAGACACCUACCAAAAUCAAAAUAGAUCUUGAGGUCACUCCAUCUGAGGGAAGAGGCAGCGGAAUCGGAUUGAGGUUCUUGUAG
Messenger RNA from Scedosporium apiospermum, 2586 nucleotides. RefSeq lists its product as uncharacterized. The transcript has 3 exons. Lineage: Eukaryota; Fungi; Ascomycota; Sordariomycetes; Microascales; Microascaceae. The coding region runs from base 1 to 2586 and encodes 861 amino acids. The record is from RefSeq and is a predicted model, not a curated record.